Messenger RNA from Python bivittatus (Burmese python), 2842 nucleotides. RefSeq names its product cilia and flagella associated protein 418 (gene CFAP418). The record is from RefSeq and is a predicted model, not a curated record. Gene Ontology annotation, cellular component: cytosol. NCBI's taxonomy places the organism in Eukaryota, Metazoa, Chordata, Lepidosauria, Squamata, Pythonidae.
GCCGGGGAGACGGGCUAAGAUGGCGGACGACCUGGAUGCGCUGCUAGACGAGGUAGAGAACAAGUUUUGUCGUCUCUCGAGGCGGGACUGCUCGGAGCGGCUCCGAGCCAGCCAGGGGCGGAAAAGGGACCGCCUCCUUGAGAAGGAAGAAGAGGCGGAGGCUGAGGCGGCCGCAGCGGGGGAGAGGGCCAGAUUUACUAAAAUAUUGACAAAAGGAGCCAAUGAAGAAGAGGACAUAGAUGAAAUAAUUAAAGAUAUAGAUGAAAAUACUUAUGCCAGAAAUUUCACAACUCCUAGAUCAUUCAGCUCGGCAUCUGAAAAUAACAAUACCUCCACUCAAACCCAUGGUAAGAAAUGUUGCCCAGUAUACCUAGGUGGAAGCGCAGCAUCAUAUGGUAUUGGAACAAAUAUUUCACAGAGAACUUGUGAUCAGUUACGUUGCACUGCAUGUGACUUUCGUGUUUUGCAUUAUAAUGACUAUCAGUGGGAUAAAUCAUGUGAUUACCUCUUUUUUAGGAAUAACAUGCCUGAAUUCAGCAAAUUGAAAACAAAGAUGCUAAUGAAGAAGGGGUCACGAGCCUAUGCCUGCCAAUGCACUUGGAGAUCUAUAGAUGAAUUAACAGAUCUCACUAUGGACCGACAGCUCCGUUGGGUUUGUAGCAAACAUAUUGGCUGAUGUUGGCUUGUUUUCUGCAGUAUUCAUGUCUGUAUGAAAAUCAUCUGUUCAUUGCUCGGCAUCAUGUAGGAUACACUGAGGAUGCUCUGUGUAGAUCUUACUGUUCCAGUAUAAAGUGAGCACUUUGCAUUAUGAACUCACUAAUUUGGCUAUAACUGUCCAAAGGCUUAACAUCUAAUUGCUUAUAGAACCAAGCUAGCAAAAUUGUUUUCAUUAAAUGUUACACUGGUAAAGGUCUUUGGAUUUGACAGCUCCUUCCACUAACACCAAUAAAAGAAUAAUAAAACUGAAAAGAAAAUGCUUCCCAGAAAAGACAUGUGAAAAUCUUAUUCUUUGACUAGAGCACUAGCUUAAUAUGGUUAGUAAUCUGUUAUGGUGUCUGAAAUAUAAAAUAUUUAGGCACUUAAUAUAUUUUGAUGGAGAUUCUGAUAAUUCUGCUCUUAUCCGGCUGUUGUUAUAGUCAAAUUAAUGCAAACUUACAGCAGUAUUAUCUUAAACCUUGUAUGAGAAGCUGAAUUAUGCAAUUAGAAUAGCAGGCUAGUUCAAACUGACAAAGAAAAAGACACUGCAGCUCCAAAAUUCUGAAAAACAUAAUUACUAGUUACAAACCAUAUUCAUAAUGCCGUUUCAAUGCAUACACACAUGGAAGUAAACCCCACUGGCACUUGCUUCCAAGUAAAUAUGCAUUGAAUUGGGCUGUACACUGUUUAUUUUCAUCUCUGGUCAUCUUGCAGAGUUUUUCCAAUAAUGAGCAUCAUUAGGAGCCAGAAAGUUUUCUGAAUUAAUAUUUUGAAUCAACUGUGCUUCUUUGUGAAAGGCACAAGUAUACAUAAAAUUAGAUGGAGGGUGUCUUCAUCUUUCAAUCACUGCACAGCAUUUAAGCUAAUCAGAAAAUGGUCAAAUGCCUUUUUUAUUGUCGUUGUUGGCACAUUUGAGUGUUUUGUUUAAAUCCUAAAAUCAAAAUAUUAUAUAAAGGUUGUCCUGACUUAUUGUAUCUGUUUUCCUCUUCUGGUCAUAUCAUGAUUUGCUAAGUUGUAUUGACCAAAUAUGUCCAAAAUGUAAUUCUUGUUUAUAUUUAAUUUUUCCAACCUGUAAUAUGUCCAACCAAUAAUAUGUUUAGUAAUUUUUCUGUAGCACUGAAAAUUUAGAAAUGGAUUGUAGUUUAAAGAUUUAUAACAGGUCAGUAGUAAACAAUAUGACUGAAAUAACAGCAUGCUAAAAUAAUAACUAUAGUUCAUUACUUUAUCAGAAACACAUUACACACAAAUAGGUGCCGUUGAUUUCCGUUUUUUAUAAUGUGGAAUAUGAUUAGAAUUAUAAUACAAACAAUUUUGGUAUUAUUAUGCAAAAAAUAAUACAGAUAAAAUAAUCUGUUUAGAAUCAUAAUGCAAAUAAAUUCAUAGCUAAGCCUGUAUAACAUGGAAAUCAAUCCCUGCUCAGAUUUUUUCUGUAAUGCUAUAAUCAUUAAAACAUUAUGUUCUUGGCAUUUCUGAGUAAAAUUAUUAUAUUUCAUAUAUCAGUUGCUCAGUGCAAUUCUGGUUAUUGGUCCUGAUGAUAUGGUAUUACUUAGUUAAUAAAUGUGAAACUUGUGGAGCAUUUUACAAGAAAGUACUAUAUAACUGCACUAUUGUUAAUAAUAAUAAAUAGUAAUAGCAGGUGAGUUGGGGAAUAUAGAUACUAACAUUCUUUGAAUGUGUUGAUCACUCAGUUGGACCAUUCAUAUUGGCUGUUGAGUAGAUGUUUCUUGAAAGCUAGUAUGAUGGCUGUGCGGUAUGUAGCAACUUACUUCCACUGAUACCUCAUAUGUAAGUAUAUGUAUGCGUACACUAACCUCUAUGUACAGUAUGUGGAUAAUAAUGGCUUAGCUUACAGUGAAGAUCCUUAGAUUAUGUAUGUUAACCACACUGAAUUUAUUCCUUAUAAGUAUGCAUCGAAUUCUCUUGUUAUUCUUCAAGCUCAGUUGUUUGAUAAUAGCAGAUAGCUUGUAAUCAAAUAUCAGCUGUCUUUUGAAGAACCUGUCAGUUACAUUAUCAGUUUGAAUGCCUUCAUUAUGCUAUACCUCAGGCCAAAUACAGUUUAUUUGUGUGGUAACAAUAUACAAUUCUGACUCUGUCCUGUUUUCUUUGAUCCCUUCAUAUACAGGGUAGGCAUGUGUUGUUUUUUUAG